Messenger RNA from Lampris incognitus (smalleye Pacific opah), 1760 nucleotides. It is a transcript of the gene cdc40, whose product is annotated as cell division cycle 40 homolog (S. cerevisiae). Gene Ontology annotation, molecular function: protein binding; mRNA binding. The transcript is spliced from 15 exons. Gene Ontology annotation, biological process: mRNA splicing, via spliceosome. Gene Ontology annotation, cellular component: catalytic step 2 spliceosome. The record is from RefSeq and is a predicted model, not a curated record. NCBI's taxonomy places the organism in Eukaryota, Metazoa, Chordata, Actinopteri, Lampriformes, Lampridae. The coding region runs from base 12 to 1748 and encodes 578 amino acids.
CAACAUCCAAGAUGGCCGCUACCUUGGGUUCCCUUGUGUCGUACGGCAGCGAUUCAGAUUCAGAGAAAGAGUCCGAAUCCAAUGUCACCGCUGACAGAGUUGAUCCUGAUGCUACGGCGCAUCUUAAACCGUUGCGGCCCGGGCAAACCGCGGCUUUAGUUGUCCUCAACUCGGCUCCGGAGGUCGCCGUGAAGGAGGCCAUUGAGACGGGCACACACCUGGACCCCGCGUUGAAAGAAGUCAACUACAAUCCUACGUUUGAAACCAUGUUUGCACCAGAGUUUGGACCGGUCAACCCGUAUAAAACCCAGCAAAUGGCUGCCCCACGAAACAUGUUAUCUGGCUAUGCAGAGCCUGCCCACCUCAACGACUUUAUGUUUGAACAGCAAAGAAGGACGUUCUCUACUUUUGGCUAUGCAUUAGAUCCAUCUGUAGACACAAGUCAAGUUUCUUCUAAUAGCUACAUUGGAGCAGUGGAUGAAGCAGAGAAAAAUAAAGGGCUGACUGUGUUUGAGGCUGGUCCCAAGAAGUCAGAGAAAAGGAAAAAGAUAAAAGGGGGCGAGGCAGCAGAAAUUGACAACUUCCUUGGGCCAUGGGCAAAAUAUGCAGACGAGAAGGACGUGGCCAAGCCAUCAGAGGAGGAACAGAAGGAGCUGGAUGAGAUCACAGCCAAGAGGCAAAAGAAGGGAAGGAAUGAGGAUGAGGCUCCAGCAGAAGAGAAGACCAUUCUCCAUGUCAAAGACAUGUAUGACUACCAGGGCAGGUCCUACCUACAUGUACCACAGGACGUGGGCAUCAACCUGCGUACUGCGGAUGUCCCAGACAAGUGUUACUUACCCAAGAAACAGAUUCAUGUCUGGUCUGGACACACCAAGGGAGUCAGUGCUAUCCGACUAUUUCCUGCUUCUGGUCAUCUACUUCUUUCUUGUUCCAUGGACUGCAAGAUCAAGCUGUGGGAAGUGUACAACGAGCGGAGGUGCAUACGAACAUUUAUUGGUCACAGCAAAGCAGUGCGGGACGUUUGCUUCAACAACAGCGGGACCCGGUUCCUCAGUGCUGCCUACGACCGCUAUCUCAAACUUUGGGAUUCUGAGACAGGCCAGUGCAUCUCCCCGUUUACCAACAGGAAAGUGCCGUACUGUGUCAAGUUCAAUCCAGAUGAGGAUAAACAAAACCUAUUUGUGGCUGGCAUGUCGGAUAAGAAGAUUGUUCAGUGGGACAUCAGGACAGGUGAGGUGGUUCAAGAGUAUGACCGCCAUCUGGGUGCCGUCAAUACCAUCACAUUUGUGGACGAGAACCGCCGCUUUGUCAGCACUUCCGAUGACAAGAGUCUUCGCGUGUGGGAGUGGGACAUCCCAGUGGAUUUCAAGUACAUCGCAGAGCCCAGUAUGCACUCUAUGCCAGCUGUUACACUUUCGCCCAAUGGGAAGUGGCUUGCAUGCCAGUCAAUGGAUAACCAGAUUCUGAUCUUUGGGGCCCAGAACCGUUUCAGACUGAACAAGAAGAAGAUCUUCAAGGGCCACAUGGUGGCUGGCUAUGCCUGCCAGGUGGACUUCUCCCCAGACAUGAGCUACGUGGUGUCGGGUGACGCAGAUGGCAAGCUGAACAUCUGGGACUGGAAGACAACAAAACUCUACCACAGGAUCAAGGCCCAUGACAAGGUGUGCAUCAGCGCCCUGUGGCAUCCACACGAGACCUCCAAGGUCAUCACAUGCGGCUGGGACGGACAGAUCAAGCUCUGGGACUAGUCCCGCUUAGGU